This is a messenger RNA of Chlorocebus sabaeus (green monkey), 2520 nucleotides long. RefSeq names its product magnesium transporter 1 (gene MAGT1). The record is from RefSeq and is a predicted model, not a curated record. NCBI's taxonomy places the organism in Eukaryota, Metazoa, Chordata, Mammalia, Primates, Cercopithecidae. Gene Ontology annotation, cellular component: oligosaccharyltransferase complex.
AGAAAUCAACCGUCUAUUAGCUGGCGUGUAGCGCCAGGGCACUGUGACGUAAUGUGAGGGGGUCGCCCGGCAGGGCUGAGCUGGACCAAUGAGGAAAGGCAAGGGGUCGAUUUGCCUGUUCUCACGCCCCACCCUCAGACCUAGCCGGAGCAAAGUUUCGCUUAUAGAAGGGAGAGGAGCGAACAUGGCAGCGCGUUGGUGGGUUUGGUGUGUCUCUGUGACCAUGGCGGUGGCGCUACUCAUCGUUUACGACGUUCCCUCGGCCUCUGCCCAAAGAAAGAAGGAGAUGGUGUUAUCUGAAAAGGUUAGUCAGCUGAUGGAAUGGACUAACAAAAGACCUGUAAUAAGAAUGAAUGGAGACAAGUUCCGUCGCCUUGUGAAAGCCCCACCGAGAAAUUACUCCGUUAUUGUCAUGUUCACUGCUCUCCAACUUCAUAGACAGUGUGUCGUUUGCAAGCAAGCUGAUGAAGAAUUCCAGAUCCUGGCAAACUCCUGGCGAUACUCCAGUGCAUUCACCAACAGGAUAUUUUUUGCCAUGGUGGAUUUUGAUGAAGGCUCUGAUGUAUUUCAAAUGCUAAACAUGAAUUCAGCUCCAACUUUCAUCAACUUUCCGGCAAAAGGGAAACCCAAACGGGGUGAUACAUAUGAGUUACAGGUGCGGGGUUUUUCAGCUGAGCAGAUUGCCCGGUGGAUCGCCGACAGAACUGAUGUCAAUAUUAGAGUGAUUAGACCCCCAAAUUAUGCUGGUCCCCUUAUGUUGGGAUUGCUUUUGGCUGUUAUUGGUGGACUUGUGUAUCUUCGAAGAAGCAAUAUGGAAUUUCUCUUUAAUAAAACUGGAUGGGCUUUUGCAGCUUUGUGUUUUGUGCUUGCUAUGACAUCUGGUCAAAUGUGGAACCAUAUAAGAGGACCACCAUAUGCCCAUAAGAAUCCCCACACAGGACAUGUGAAUUAUAUCCAUGGAAGCAGUCAAGCCCAGUUUGUAGCUGAAACACACAUUGUUCUUCUGUUUAAUGGUGGAGUUACCUUAGGAAUGGUGCUUUUAUGUGAAGCUGCUACCUCUGACAUGGAUAUUGGAAAGCGAAAGAUAAUGUGUGUGGCUGGUAUUGGACUCGUUGUAUUAUUCUUCAGUUGGAUGCUCUCUAUUUUUAGAUCUAAAUAUCAUGGCUACCCAUACAGCUUUCUGAUGAGUUAAAAAGGUCCCAGAGAUAUGUUGACACUGGAGUACUGGAAAUUGAAAAAUGAAAACUGUGUGUGUUUGAAAAGAAGAAUGCAACUUGUGUAUUUUGUAUUACCUCUUUUUUUCAAGUGAUUUAAAUAGUUAAUCAUUUAACCAAAGAAGAUGUGUAGUGCCUUAACAAACAAUUCUCUGUCAAAAUCAUGAGGUAUUUGAAAAUGAUUAUCCUCUUAACCUUCUCUUCCCAGUGAACUUUAUGGAACAUUUAAUUUAGUAGAAUUAAGUAUAUUAUAAAAAUUGUAAAACUACUACUUUGUUUUAGUUAGCACAAAGCUCAAAACUACUUCAGUUAACUUGGUCAUCUGAUUUUAUAUUGCCUUAUCCAAAGAUGGGGAAAGUAAGUCCUGACCAGGUGUUCCCACAUAUGCCUGUUACAGGUAACUACAUCAGGAAUUCAUUCUUAGCUUUUCCAUCUUUGCGUGGAUGUGUAUACUUUACGCAUCUUUCCUUUUGGGUAGAGAAAUUAUAUGUGCCAUGUGGUCUUCUGAAAACGGAACACCAUUCUUUAGAGCACACGUCUAGCCCUCAAAAAGACAGUCAUUUCUCCUCCUCCUUGCCUAUUUCCUACUGAAAUACAGUGCUGCCUGUGAUUUUUUGUUUUGUUGUUUUUUUGAGACAGGGUCUCGCUGUGUCACACAGGUUGAAGUGCAGUGGCGUGAGCUCGGCUGACUGCAAACUCUGCCUCCCAGGUUUAAGCGAUUCUUCUGCCUCAGCUUCCCAAGUAGCUGGGAUUUACAGGUGUGCACCACCAUGUCAGGCUAAUUUUUGGAUUUUUAGUAGAGACAGGGUUUUGCUAAGUUGUUCAGGCUGGUCUUGAACUCCUGGGCUCAAGUGAUCUGCCCACCUCAGUCUCCCAAAGUGCGAGGAUGACAUGUGUGAGCUACCACACCAGCAAUGUCUAUACUUCUCGAUAGCUGUAAACAUGAAAAAGGACAUCUAUUGGGAGGCCAAGGCAGGUGGAUUGCUUGAGGCCAGGAGUUAGAGACCAGCCUGGCCAACAAGGCAAAACCCCGUCUCUACUAAAAAUAUGAAAAUUAGCUGGACUUGGUGGCUCAUGCCUGUAAUCCUAGCUACUUGGGAGCUGAGGCACGAGACUUGCUUAAACCUGGGAGGCAGAGAUUGCAGUGAGCCAAGAUCAUGCUACUGCACUCCAGCCUGAGUGACAGAGUGAGAUUCUGUCUCAAAAAAAAAAAAAGUAUCUCUAAAUACAGGAUUAUGAUUUCUGCUUGAGUAUGGUGUUAACUACCUUGUAUUUAGAAAGAUUUCAGAUUCAUUCCAUCUCCUUA